Messenger RNA from Austrofundulus limnaeus, 857 nucleotides. RefSeq names its product von Willebrand factor A domain-containing protein 7. Lineage: Eukaryota; Metazoa; Chordata; Actinopteri; Cyprinodontiformes; Rivulidae. The record is from RefSeq and is a predicted model, not a curated record.
GCCAGAGCAUAAUUACCUUCAUAUAUGACUUUGUUAAAAAGUUUCCAGGAUCCCACCCAGGUUAUUCUGUAGUCACUGGACGUCCAGAAGCAGGUCAGCCUGUCACACUGAUGCUUUCAGUGAUUGGCAGAAAAGGUCCAUCUUCGGUGUCUGUUGAAGAGGUCGGCUUGGUAAUUGUGUCUGGUCCUGGGAGUGUGACCAAAGGCGCCAUCUCUGAUGUGGGCAACGGAGACAUCCUGGUCACUGUUGAUGUAGUUCCUGAGGGGGAGUUUGUAGUUGUUCUGAAAGGAACAGACAAAGUGUCCAACAGUGAAUUUCAAAGGCAGUCAACCACCCAGGUGUCCGUCUCCAAAGUCAAUAUUCAGGCUGUGGUGGGCAGCAGUGUUGAGCCUGGAAAAACCUUUCUGCUCCCCUUCAGUGUGAUGACCCAGGGUUCUGCUGGUACAUACACCAUCAGUGCCAGAAAUGAUAGAAACUUCCCCAUGAAGUUCCCAGAAAGCCUCACCCUGACGACUGGAACAGCUGGUAAUCAGACACUGACCAUCACUCCACCUGCCAGCACACAAUCAGGCACUGAUGUCACUCUGACUAUUGAAGCCAAGUCAUCCAGUGGUGCUGACUCCAAUUAUGCUGUUUUAAAAUUGUCUGUGGUCAAAAAGAUGUGACAGUUACCCAUGCCAUGGGCAUUACUACACCCCCAUACCAUCAGAGAAGCUGGCUUUUGAAUUUUGUGCUGAUAACAAUCGAGACAGUUAUUUUAAUUUUCGGCCCGGAGGACACCACGUCCAUGAACGAUAUGAAAUGUGUUCUCAUCAGACCACAGGACACUUUUCCACUUUGCGUCAGUCCGUCUCAGA